Messenger RNA from Trichobilharzia regenti, 2970 nucleotides. NCBI's taxonomy places the organism in Eukaryota, Metazoa, Platyhelminthes, Trematoda, Strigeidida, Schistosomatidae. The record is from the annotation of a GenBank genome assembly.
AUGCCCAGCGAAGAUGAGGGCUAUAUGCGAAACGGUGAAAACCGUCUUACCGCUUCAGUUUAUGACGAAUCAAAAAAUAAGCUACACUGUGAAGGUCUUGAAUUAAAUGGCCAAUCAAUAAGGGUUGGGAAUCAACAAAAUCGAGGGGAUUCAGAUGAGAAUUCAUCAAACAUGCCGAUCCUGAGGAAAGAAUUAAGCGAAAUCGCAUCGUUUUCAGCUCUUGUACCUUCACUGAAACCGUCAUGUAUAUAUAGACAAAUAGAUGAUCAAAAUUCAUCAGAAUCUAACGCCCCGAAACUGGUUAAACGGUACUUUGAUGAAUUUGGAUUUCGAAUAGAUGAUUUGGAAGGAAGCCUUCCAUGUCCGUUCGUCGAAUCCUCAGCUAAUCGACGUGCCUGGCUAACCUGUCUAGAGUUCUCUCAUACACAUACAUUGGGUGUAUCGAGUUUGGAUGAACAUGAUGCCAGAUACGAUUCAGUUGGAUCUACUGUGGAUGAAGACGAAGACCAAUUAUGGUCUAGAGUACAUUCACGUCUAGUCCAAUCACCUAGACUAACGGAACUUGUAAGAGGACAGGCUGUAGAUGUAGAAGCUCUCGUUAAACCUGGUGAACAACUUGGUAUUCCACACUCUCUCCGACCUCAUAUAUGGCCUAGACUAACUGGAGCCUUACUGAAAGCAAAAGAGUCCAAACAACGAGUCCCAUCUGUAACAUAUACAGAAUUAGUACAACUCAGCUCAACAGAUACGCUUUUGGCAGGAAUUCAAAUUGAAAAGGAUCUUUUCCGUACAAUGCCGAAUAAUCUUUGUUUCCACUCUUCCAACUCCACUGGAAUAUCACGAUUACGUCGAGUUUUACGUGCUUUAGCGUGGUUGUAUGUAGAUGUUGGUUAUUGUCAAGGCAUGGGAUUGAUAGCUGCCAAUCUUCUUUUGUGUUUAGAAGAAGAAACAGCCUUUUGGAUGAUGUGCAGUAUCGUAGAAGAUCUUCUACCACCAUCAUACUUUUCAUCUGUCAGUUUGUUAGGUGUUCAAGCUGACCAACUUGUAUUGAAUCACUUACUUCCAUUCUAUUUACCAGAAUUAGAUAACCUAUUAAAAGAAUACAAAAUAAGUCUACCUCUUGUCACACUACAAUGGUUUCUUACACUUUUUUCAAGUGUAUGUCCUACAGCCUUAACAUUUCGAAUAUGGGAUUUACUAUUCUACGAUGGUUCAGUUGUCCUCUUUCGUAUCUCUCUAGCACUUUUAGCCCACAAGAAUGAUGAAAUAUUGAGUUUGGACAACUCAUCUCAAAUUUUCCAUUCACUUUCCAAUGCCCCAGGAUCAGUGACUGAUAUAAACGAACUGAUCAGAGUUGCUUACAGUCUGGAUGAAGAACAUUUGGAGCCGUCGAACAUAAGCAGUCUCAGACGUCAUUAUCUAGCCCAGCUUAUGGUUGACGAAGGCACUGUCUUGAAACCAGAUUCCCGUCCUAAUUUGCCAAAACAAUACUUAGCCAAGCGACAGUUUCAGCGGCCGAAAUCCCUGUUGACCACACUGUUUGCCUCUGUAACAUCGAAUGGACAAGCAUAUCGUCGAAUAACUGGUAUGGCUGUACCAUUUCAGUAUUCAAUUGGUAAUAAUGAGAUAUCACCGUCAUCCUCAUCAUCGUCAUCAUCAGUGCGUUGUAAGUCUGCCUAUGUCAAUGUUAGUUUACAUGAAGGCAGUGUAGAAGCAGAUGAUCCAAAGUUAAAAAAUGUACACCAAACGGAAAUACUCGUGGAGUUAAAACAAUCCAUUCAGUUGAUUGUACGUCAUUUUCGAACAAAUGAUCCGGAACAACACGGCAAUGCUACAGCGCAUGCUGACUACUCGAUGGAAAGUCAUAAAUUGGACCUGGAUUCUUAUGUACAGGUUGUACAGCAUCGUAGACGACGCGCUAAGGCACUGAUGGACUUCGAACGGUUUGAGAUUGAUGAGCUGGAAUUCCACAAAAACGAUAUAUUAACUAUAAUCAAUUCAGAUGAUGAACACUGUUGGAUUGGUGAGCUUAACAACCAGCGAGGUUGGUUCCCAGCUAAAUUUGUUGAACUGUUAGACGAACGCGGGAAAAACUAUUCAUCCGCUGGUGAUGACGGUGUAGAUAAGUCGAUUGUUGGUCUUGUUCGGGGAAGUCUUUGCCAUUCCCUUGGAGCAGUAUUUUCCCAUGGAUUAAAGCGACCACGUUUACUUGGGGAUGCUGGUUGCCAUCCGUGGCAUUUUAUUGAGGAAGCUGCGGCUAAAGAAGUGGAAAGGGAUUUUUCUUCUGUUUAUUCACGUUUAGUAUUGUGUAAAACCUUUCGAUUGGAUGAAGAAGGCAAAGUCUUAAGCCCAGAAGAAGUCUUAUAUAGGACUAUUCACAGCAUAAACAUGUCACACGAUCUCGCCAACGCUCAUAUGGACAUCAAAUUUCGUUCCCUCAUCUGUUUGGGCUUGAAUGAGCAACUGUUACAUUUAUGGUUCGAAAUUUUGUGUUCAUCGGUAAAGGUGGUCAGUAAAUGGUAUCAUCCUUGGUCAUAUCUACGCAGUCCUGGAUGGGUUCAAAUCAAGUGUGAAUUACGUGUACUCAGUCAAUUCGCUUUUCACCUAUCGCCAACUUACGAACUCAACCAUCUACAAAGUAUUCAUCACAUUCAGCAAAACGGUUUUAUUGGACCGAAAUCGUCUCCUUCGGAUAGCUUGACUCGGCGUAUAAAUAAGUCAGGAUCGAAAAUAAUAUCUUCAAUGGGUAAUCUUUCUGAACUGCACAAAGUGAAACCUUUACAACGUCUAAUGACGGCUUCGUCUGUAGUUGAUCCAAUGAACGAUCCACCUUGUCUAUCGUUGUCACCAAAUCUGCUGGGAAAUGAUGAGAAUUCAAAUGGAAUGACAGACAAAAACAUGACCACUGUUACAACAGAGGCGACUGGUGAUAUGCUGAUCAAGUAUCAUUUGUUUAGUUGGGAACUGUAA